Molecule: messenger RNA, 5678 nt
Organism: Hydra vulgaris (swiftwater hydra)
Lineage: Eukaryota; Metazoa; Cnidaria; Hydrozoa; Anthoathecata; Hydridae
Product: sortilin-related receptor
Biological process (GO): post-Golgi vesicle-mediated transport
Cellular component (GO): Golgi apparatus; membrane
Molecular function (GO): protein binding
Source: RefSeq, a predicted model, not a curated record
AGAAUUAAACGUAAUUGAUUUUUGUAAAUAAAUAUUUGCCGGAGGAGUUCAAUCACGAGUCGAAGAAAACAAUGACGUACUCAAAACAAGGGCCAAAGUGAAACAAAGUGAUUUAAUAAAUAAACAUAAAAAUGGCGUACAUCAGCAAAGUUUUGGAUAAAACAGUUAAAUAUUUUUUAGUUUUUAUUAUAGUAUACGAGUUAGUAACUGUAGAUUUAUCAAAGGCAAGUCAUCUUUCUAUCAAUCCAUCUUUGCUGCAAAGGAAUAAUGGCAACCGUGAAAAGUUUCACAUUAAAAUUAACGAUAACGAGGAGUACGAUUCUCCAUCAAAAAAUUAUAUUGCAAAUAGUUUUCGUCGUUUUAUACGAAGUGCAGGAAUUGCGUCUCCUCAAAGCACUCCAUUUUCAUUCAAUGAUAAUCAUUACAUUGCUAAAGUUCAUUGGUCAGGAAGCAAUAGUUCAGCAAUUCUAAUUCUUAUGACUGAUCCUGAUUUUAUGCUAAGCAGUUUAAGACCAAGUUUUUUUUAUAUCUCACGAGAUUAUGGUAAAACUUUUGAAAAUAUAACAAAAGAUCUUAUUCUUCCUAAUGGAACACAAGCUGUUGUGACUGAUUUUUUUUCAAGCAGUGCUGAUAAUAAAAAGUAUAUAUUGAUAUCCAAAUUCCAUCAAUAUAUUUUUCAGUCAGAUGACGAGUUUAUUUCGUAUCAACGAGUUUCUGUGCCUUUUAUACCGAUGGAAAUAAAAUAUCAUCCUAGGUUUGCAUAUAAUGUUUUAGCUUAUGAAAAAAAUGAGGGCAAUAAAAUGUUGUACUCAUCAUCUAAUAAUGGAAAAAGCUGGUCAUAUAAAUCUUCCAGAGUUGUUGAUUAUUACUGGAGUUAUGCUCCACCUUAUGACAUGGAUACAUAUAUUUAUUAUCUUAAGGAAAGAUAUUAUGAUAGUGGUGGCGUGGUUCUAAAAUCUCGCAUUUGGGGUUAUUAUUCCACUGUUGUUAUAUCUAAUGUUGUUGAAUUUAAACUAAUUGAUCAAUACAUGUUUGUUGUAAAAAAUGGAACAGACUCAAUGCAUAAAAUAAUGCAGGUGUCAGUCAAUAGAGGUGGUUUCCAAAAUGCAUCUUUUCCCAUUCAGAAUGCGUCUAGCUAUAUUAUUGCAGAUGCAUCCGAGAACGAAACUAUGGUUGCUAUAUCACAUGGAAAUUCAGCAAAUUUAUACAUUUCUGGUAGAGAUGGAACUAAAUUUAGUUUGUCAAUGACAAAUAUAGUAUAUUAUAAUGAUGAUGAUGGUAAAAAAAGCUAUCUUGAGCAUGACUUUGUGGAAUUGUACAGACUGGAAGGGAUUUCUGGAAUUUACAUUGUUACUAAGUUAGUUGGUGAAGAAGUUGGACAAAGGCAUCUUCAGUCAUAUAUAACAUUUGAUAAGGGUGGAGAGUGGUCACUUAUUAAGGCUCCAAGUAAUUUGGAAAAAUGUCCUACGGAUGGUUGCUCUCUCCACAUCUCACAAGAGUUUGCUUUUCAUAAUCCCUUUACACGAUUUACACCUCCUUAUUCAAAAAAAUCUGCUCCUGGUUUUAUCAUUGCUACUGGAAAUGUUGGUGAGAGUUUGAAAUCAUCUCCAUCUGUUUACUUUUCAAGAGAUGCCGGUAUUAGUUGGAAGAAGAUUUUUGAUGGUCAUUAUUAUUAUGCUUUUGUGGAUCAUGGUGGUGUGAUUGCAUGCGUUGAAAAGUUUGGAACAACAAAUAUUCUUCAAUACAGCUAUGAUGAAGGGAACACAUGGAAUGUUUAUACUUUUUAUCAAACACCAUUAAGAAUUUAUGGUUUACUCACAGAACCUGGAGAAAAAACAACAGUGUUUACUCUGUUUGGAUCAUUACCAGAAAGCCAUUCAUGGAUUAUUAUACAAGUUGACAUGAAAUUAGUUUUGGGUGAUGAAUGUAAGAAAAGUGACUAUAAAAUUUGGGAGGCGAGUGACUUACGUAAUAAUACUGAACACUGUCUACUUGGUAAAAAACAAUUAUAUGAGCGUCGUGAUCCUAACUCAAGGUGUUAUAAUGGGCAUAACUAUGAUCGCAUAAUAUCUUCUGAUUCGUGUAUUUGUACAAGAGAUGACUUUGACUGUGAUUUUGGGUUCAAACUAGAAUGGAGAGGAUGGAAUGAGAUCUGUGUACCUGAUGGAGAUUUUUCUAAUCAAGGAACUCCAUCCUGGUGUCAGCCAGGAAAGUUCUAUAAUUUUUCGUCUGGUUAUCGCAAAGUUCCUGGUGAUGAGUGUAUUGGUGGUGUUGAAGAUCAAUACAGACCUAAACUUUAUGCAUGUCCUAUAAAAAGAGUAACUGAAUAUUUGUUUUACACAACAAGAAAUCGUAUUUACCGCUAUGAUUUCCUUACAAAAGAGUCAAUUGAGUUUGAUUUAAAUGAAAUGCAAAAUGUUGUAUCAUUGGAGGUUGAUUAUCAGUCAAAUAUUCUUUUUUAUGCCGAUAUCACUCUUGAUAGAAUUGUUGCUUUAAACAUGAAUACAGGCAAUGUCUCUACACUUCUACAGUUGAAUAACUCUCGUGUUCAUAUUGAAGCGCUUUCAUAUGAUUGGAUGAAUGGAAAUCUUUAUUAUUGUGAUGCAGGGUUUGCAGAAAUAGGAAUAAUCAACUUACAAGGAAAACAUAAAAAAAUUCUUGUUAAUAAUGCUGUUUUAGAUAAACCAAGGGCUUUGAUGUUGCAUCCUAAAAAAGGAAUAAUGUUUUGGACAGAUUGGGGGCGUAAUCCUCAAAUUGGAUCUGCAAAUAUGGAUGGUUCAAACCCCAUCUCAAUUAUAAUAGAUGAUAUUAAAUGGCCAAAUGGCCUUGCUAUUGAUUAUGAUGAAAACAGAUUGUAUUGGGCUGAUGCUAAUACCGAUAAGAUUGAAUCAUCUGACUUAGAUGGAAAGAACCGAAAAGUUAUAACAACAGAAGUUUUACAUCCUUAUUCAAUCACAAUUUUUAAAAAUUACGUUUUUUGGGAUGACUGGGUUAAACGCUCUAUUUUAAAAAUAGAUAAAAAAAAUUCUGCAAAUCCAGAAAUUAUUAUCCAAUCGGUUUUUAAUGGAAUGGAUGUGAAAGCUUUCUGGCCAGAAAAACAAACCAAGGAUACUAGCCCAUGUGAUCAUACCACUUGUAAAUUCUUUUGUUUACCUAUUGGUAUUUAUCCAUUCUAUCGAUGUACCUGUCCUGGUAAUCUCAUUGACAAUGGAAAUGAUAAUUGCACAUGUCCUGGUUCUGAGAUCUAUGAAAAUGGAGAAUGCAAAGCAAGAACAACUUGUACAGAUAAUCAGUUUAAAUGUAAAAAUGGAAACUGCAUUCCAAUAAGUUGGAAAUGUGAUAAAGAUAAUGAUUGCUCUGAUGGAUCAGAUGAAGAUAAAUCUAUCUGUGGUACUGUAGAAUGCAGUGGUGACCGAUUUUUGUGUGAUGGGCGUUGUUUAUUAAAUUCAUGGCGUUGUGAUGGAGAAAAUGAUUGUAUUGAUGGCAGCGAUGAAAAAUCUUGCAGUACUAAUAACUGCACCGAAGAUGGGAAACACUUUUUGUGCCCAAACAAGCGAUGUAUACCUAUCUAUUGGCUUUGUGAUAGAGAUAAUGAUUGUUCUGAUGGUUCUGAUGAAUCAUCUGAAAGAUGCUCAUUCACUACUCAGACACCAUCUACUCAACCUAAAGUUUGUCAAUCAAAUCAACUUCAUUGCACAAAUGGUAAUUGCGUAUCUUUUUAUUCAAGAUGCAAUGGGAUAGAUGACUGUGGAGAUAACUCUGAUGAGCUUAGUUGUACAAUUAGUACCUGGCAGCCACCAAUAGUACCACUUAAAUGUGAAGUUGGAUAUGCUUAUUGUGCUGACCGUUCUGCGUGUUAUGAAAAAAAUACAAGAUGUGACGGAAUGUAUGAUUGCAAAGAUGGUUCUGAUGAAUUUAAUUGCAAAACAUGGAUGACAACUUCGGCUCCUUGUUCUGGUUACAAAUGCAAUUCUGGCGAAUGCAUUCCACAAAAUAAAGUUUGUGAUAAAAAAAUAGAUUGUUCUUCUGGAGAAGAUGAAGCUAAGAGUGUUUGCAAAGAUACUUCAGUUGACACUUGCUACCCUGCACCUUUUAGUUUUAACUGCACUAUAAACGACGGCAAUUGCUACCCUCAACAUAAAAAGUGUGACAAAGUUGUGGAUUGUGGUGAUGCUUCUGAUGAAGAUCCUAAAGUUUGCAAAGUCACCGACAGGGUAUCAAAUCUAGACUACAAGAUUGAUAAAACCUCUAUUACUUUAAAAUGGGAGCAUGCUGAAGUUGGUCUUAAAGAUAUUGAUGGAUAUAGAAUUGUGUAUUUAGAUGAGUAUGGUAAAAUAACAACGAUAAGUACUGAUGUUGUUACAAGUUACAAUGUAACAAAUCUUCAUUCUUGCAGAUACUAUCUUUUUGCUGUAGCAGUAGCUCAUAAAAAAGUUAAGGAGAGUAACUGGUUAUAUACAUCAACUGAUGUCUUAAAAACUGAAGGCAUUGAAGCGCCAAAGGGGGCUUAUGAUAUUAGAAUCUAUUCAUCAUUUAUUUCGUGGUCAGAAGAUUCAGGAAGAUGUUAUCUUGAUUAUGAAAUAUUGUAUAAAAUAUUAAAAUGCGAUAAGCUUGUUGGAGAAAUACAAGUAGACGGAACCAAUAUUAAAAAUAUGGAUAAUCUCUUAAUCAAUAAUGGCGGGAUAUCUAGCUUAACUUACAACUGCUCUAUCCUCAUUGCGUAUGAAAAUGUUUAUGGAAAAGCUUUCAAUGUUACGUCCGAUCCAUUUUUUUACAAAAUGUAUAGUACUGUGAUUGUUCCUUCUAGAAGACAAGGAAAUCAAACUUUCUAUGGUUCAAAGACUAUUAUAUGGGCUAUUCCAGUAGCAUUGGUCCUUAUUGCUCUUCUUUCUGGGUUGAUUGCCAUGGUAUACAAAUACAGACGUUUACAACGCAGCUUUUUGGCAUUUGCAGCACGUGGAAGUUAUGCACACCAAGAUGAAUUUGAUGACGACGAUAAUAUGGCCGUAGGUUUUCGUUCAGGUGAGGACGCUCCCAUGAUCAACCGCUUUUCGGAUGAUGAACCACUUGUUGUCGGUUGAUGUUUUUUCUAUAAAAUAUUCACUUUUGAGUCAUAAGCAUUAGAAUCUUGUUCUCACAAGGUUGUGAAUGUAUAACAUUUUCUAAAUGCACAAACAAACGUUUUUUAAAAUUGUUUAACAAUAAAUUGUUUUGAUUUGUUUAUUUGACAGUUGAAUGACUACAUGUGUAAAUAUUUCUCGUUCUUUUAUAUUAUGAAUUUUCGAUGUUUGAUUUGCAAUCGAUUUUGCAUUCAGUUUUCUACUUUUCUCGAUAUCGAUGUCUUUGUUGAUAUUAUAAAGUUUUUAUCCUAUGUAAAAAUUUAAUUGGUUUUUCUUUUGUAAAUAUUCCCAAUACUACGUCAUUUAUAAUAUUAAAUGAUAUAUUAAAUGUUUGUUUAAUGAUAACAAGUAUAUUAAAACUAGAUUUUUUUUUAUUUAAUGUUUAUUAGAUUUUUAUUUAAUUUAGAGUUUAUUUUGUAUAUUUAAUCGGACGCAAUUUUUUGGAGCGCUUCGGAAAAUUAGUAUUUUUUAAAACGUGCCAUAAUAUGUAAUAUCGUCGUUAUACAAGGGAAAUGUACUUAUUCCAUUUUUGGCAGCAUGAAGUUAUUUAUACCAUUA